AUGCCACAUCAGAUCACCCUCCUCCUGCUGCUGCUGCACGUGGCUCUGAUGCUGCACAGCCUGCCGGCAGAAGCGGUGCGCGUCCGCAAGAAGGUCCCCAGGACCCGGUCCUGCCUGGACCUGCCGGAGGAGAUCCUGGAGCAGAUGUUCGGGCGCCUCUCGGUGGGCGUGAUGAGCGCCUUUCACCACGCGCUGCAGCUGGAGCCGCGGGACAAACUCAACCUGACCUGCCCGACGGCGGCACGAGACGCGGCCGACGGCAAGGCCCGCCUGCCGGUCAACCUGCUCAGCAUCUCCCCCUGGGCCGACAGGAUCUCCUACGACCCGGCCCGGUACCCCCGCUACAUCCCGGAGGCCUACUGCCUGUGCCAGGGCUGCCUGGCCGGGCCGCACGGCGAGGACCGCCGGCGGCUCCGCAGCACGCCGGUCUUCGCUCCCUCCGUCGUCCUGAGGAGGACCGGCUCCUGCGCCGGGGGCCGACACUCCUACGCCGAGGUCUACGUCUCCAUCCCGGUGGGGUGCACCUGCGUGCCGCGGCUGGAGAAGGACCCGGACGGCCGGGCCGCCAACCAGAGCCUGGACCGGGCGCCGCCCAAGGCCGGGAGGCUUCUGUCCGGGGGGAAGAAAGUAUGAAGCCCUGCUCCAGCGCCGCUCCGCCCGCCUUCUCCGGACGUGAAGGACUGGAAUACAACAUGCUGCUUGGAGGAUCUGCAUGUUCUUCCUGUUCGUUUCCUUCCACAGCCCAAAAACAGGCUUGAGCUUAAACUGCUGAGCUCCGGAUCCAAGUUCCACAAAUCAGUACAGGGUUGGUUUCAUGGGUUGUGAGAGGAUGAAAGUCAUUUUUCCUUUAUUAUGAAACUGUCUGAAGGUGUUUGGUCAGGAAGACACGGUUCGUCAGGAUUCAGCACCGGCAUGAAAUAAAGGGGUGAAAAUGAUGGAACUGGACCAACUGUCCCUGAACAUGAAGAUCUGUCCUGAUGCGUCGUGUUCAUUAAAUGAUCAAUCUUUCUUCAGUGAAGCAAAUUUUAUUUUAGUAUAUUAAACAUUUGGGAGGGUUUCAGCUUUCACAGGAGCCAUUUCUA
Messenger RNA from Salarias fasciatus (jewelled blenny), 1082 nucleotides. Its product is annotated as interleukin-17D-like. Gene Ontology annotation, cellular component: extracellular region. Gene Ontology annotation, biological process: inflammatory response. NCBI's taxonomy places the organism in Eukaryota, Metazoa, Chordata, Actinopteri, Blenniiformes, Blenniidae. The record is from RefSeq and is a predicted model, not a curated record. Gene Ontology annotation, molecular function: cytokine activity. Bases 1 to 633 code for a protein of 210 amino acids. The transcript has 2 exons.